This is a messenger RNA of Drosophila subpulchrella, 790 nucleotides long. It is a transcript of the gene Obp84a, whose product is annotated as general odorant-binding protein 84a. Bases 8 to 673 code for a protein of 221 amino acids. The record is from RefSeq and is a predicted model, not a curated record. Gene Ontology annotation, molecular function: odorant binding. NCBI's taxonomy places the organism in Eukaryota, Metazoa, Arthropoda, Insecta, Diptera, Drosophilidae. The transcript is spliced from 5 exons.
UUGCAAAAUGUUUCGAUCAUUAUAUCUGAUCGGAGUUCUGUAUCUGGUUUGGGUGGGUGCUCAGGACAUCGUACCCGAUGAUCCGGAAGUGCAGAUGCAAAUGCACUCCAUGUUCUACACGGCUCGAGUUGCCUGUGCGGACGAGAACAUGAUUCCAUAUGUUCAAGCGUGUGCUGUUUUUGCUAUUCUGAGCCUGAGCCUGAAUUGCGUCAGUGCUCUUCAGGAUCAUGCCAAGGAUAACGGCGAUAUUUUCAUUAUAAACUAUGAUAGCUUCGAUGGCGAUGUGGAUGACAUAUCCACGACCACUCCAGCUCCAAGAGAAGCUGACUAUGUAGAUUUUGAAGAGGUUAAUCGGAACUGCAAUGCUAGUUUUAUAACGUCAUCGACCAACGUGUUGCAAUUUAAUAGCACGGGUGAAUUGCCAGAGGACAAGGAUAAAGCAACCAGCAUGUGUUAUUUCAACUGCUUUUUCGAAAAGUCCGGUUUGAUGACAGACUAUAAGUUAAAUAAGGAUCUGGUGCGCAAAUAUGUUUGGCCAGCCACCGGUGAUUCCAUUGAGGCUUGCGAGGCCGAAGGCAAGGAUGAAACGAAUGCCUGCAUGCGAGGCUAUGCCAUCGUGAAGUGCGUCUUCAUCAGAGCCCUUACGGAUGCUAGGAACAAGCCCACCGUUUGAGUAUCAGCAAAGUCAGCCUCUGGGACUAAUCAGUAGAAAAUUAUAAUAUUAGCGUUACAAAACCAAAAAUGCUACGAGCAAUGCACCUAGUUGGCUAUAAACCGCAGGCACAUGCAA